GUGAUUUUUCAAUAGUAACAGUCCAUACUUGAUCUAGAAGACUAGCUUCAUUCCUACCCAUAGAUAAAAAAUUAUUCUUUGCUAUAUAUAUAAAUACCUAUAGUGGAAGCCAAAGGUACCAUGCUUCUAUUUUCUACCACUAGAUUCAUUACUAUAUGGUGGCAUAUCAAGAGUUGCCAGAAAAUCAUUCAUGGCAGUGAAGGAAAUUAGUAACACUAGGAGCCAAAAUAGUCAUCAACAUCAUCAACAACAACAAGAAGGUUGUAAUGCUUGCAAGUCUUUUGGCCAGAAGUGUAGUCACUUGGUCAAGAAGCAGCGUGCAAAAUUCUACAUUCUUGGCCGUUGCGUUGCAAUGCUUUUGUGUUGGCACGAGCGUGCCGAGCACUGAUCGAGUUAAGCUAUGUAACACUGAUACUUCUGAGAUUAAGUGUAUUUCUUUGUUUGAGUAUUUCAUUAUUACAAGGUUGUAACAUAAUUAAGAGGGUUUUAUGUGAUACUAAAAAUUGUUGCUUUGUAAUUUUUUUCUUAUAGAAUUGCAUUUGUGUGUAAAUUACAUGCAUUUGCUAACAUGUGAAAGAGAUUAGAUCUGUUUCAACUUUCACAACUAUUGAGUAGAUCUUCUUUUUCAGAUGUCAAGAGUAUGUCUAUGAAACUCAAUUAAUGUCAUUUCAUUCAUCACCA
This is a messenger RNA of Cicer arietinum (chickpea), 681 nucleotides long. RefSeq names its product small polypeptide DEVIL 16. Gene Ontology annotation, biological process: negative regulation of cell population proliferation. The record is from RefSeq and is a predicted model, not a curated record. NCBI's taxonomy places the organism in Eukaryota, Viridiplantae, Streptophyta, Magnoliopsida, Fabales, Fabaceae.